This is a messenger RNA of Rotaria socialis, 342 nucleotides long. The record is from the annotation of a GenBank genome assembly. Lineage: Eukaryota; Metazoa; Rotifera; Eurotatoria; Philodinida; Philodinidae.
AUGGUGCUCUAUACGCUCUUAACCAUUUUGAUAUGUAUAGAUGGCACGAGCUCGUCGUCAAAACAAACUACAGCUGAAUCUUACAGCUGGUACAAUGAACCGGCUAAGUGGUCAUCGAAUUCAUCUAAUAGUUUCGUUCAUACUGAUGGAAACACUGGGUUUUGGAGAAAAACCUACUACGGUCUCGAAAGGGACAACGGCCACUUUUAUUAUCGUUCUAUGGACGCUGAACAAUCAUUUACUGCUACGGUAAACCUAGAAGCCGACUACAAAGUACUUUAUGAUCAAGCUGGUCUGAUGAUUCGCAAUGAUGCAUGUUACAGAAGCCCAACUGUAACUUAA